Neospora caninum is the source of this 2013-nucleotide messenger RNA. Its product is annotated as putative adenylyl cyclase. The transcript has 13 exons. The record is from RefSeq and is a predicted model, not a curated record. NCBI's taxonomy places the organism in Eukaryota, Apicomplexa, Conoidasida, Eucoccidiorida, Sarcocystidae. Gene Ontology annotation, biological process: intracellular signal transduction; cyclic nucleotide biosynthetic process. Bases 1 to 2013 code for a protein of 670 amino acids.
AUGGCGGGAAGGUCCCGGGGGAACCUAGAUAAGAGUCCUCAUGGAAGGAGCGGGUGCAUGCUCAAGAGCAACGUGCUGGCCAUUUCGACGCUGAACGUCUUCUUCGCUCUCUUUGGCAACGACUUUCAACUAGCUUUCUUUGAUAAAUCAGCAGACACCGCCUUCCAAAUUGGGUUCAUCGUAUCACUCGUCCUCUUCCUCGCAGAGAUGAUUGUCACCAUUCUCGUCGACGAAAACUAUAAGUGGAGUUUCUUUUUCUGGUUGGACGUUAUUGCGACUGCUUCUCUCUGUCUCGACGUUCCAUGGAUCGUCGACCCAAUAUACGCAUUUCUCUUGAACACGAAAACAGAUCGCAAUUCCCAUGUAGGAGCGUCCGCAGCCAGGGCUGGCAGGGCCGGGAGAAUUGGACGCAGCUCAACAAACAGGGCCGGCAAAAAGUCAGAAGGUCGAGGCAAGCAGACUCAGCAAAACGCUAUCCGAUUCAAAUACUCGAAAGGUGGUCCUGAAAAAGGCUGGUUGACUGCAGAAGGCUGGGAGAAACUUCUCUGGGUUUACAAAGAGAGUUACAAAGGAAUGCACCUGAACGGAGAGCCGUUUGAGCGACAGAUGCUCUCCCUUGAGGUGCCGGACCUAGAAGGUGGAGGCAGAGUUAGAACGUUGAAUAAAAUAACUUCCGGCGAUGGCUCUUUCCUGUUCAGCUCCUUCACGCAUACAUUAGUUAUCGAGCCCAUAGAAAAGAUGGUCCAAAUCAUCAAACAGCUGGCACGAGAUCCUCUAAAGCGGCCUCAGGUCACUGGCAAUGACGAAGUUGCCACCUCGAAGAAGCACAAGAAUGAGAGCAAGCUUGAAACAAGCAUGCUGGAAAACACAAUCCUGAAAAUAGGAGGCCUGAUGCAGCUAGGUUUUGGCCAAGCUGGAGCGGAGAUCAUUGCCCAGAACAUGUCGUCUGAAGGGGGCAGUCUGGACUUGCUCAUCCCGGGGAAGAAGGUUCACGGCGUCUAUGGGUUCGCGGACAUCGUCAACUUCCAGGAUAUUACAGAAUGCCUCUCAGAGGAAGUCAUGGUCUUCGUCAAUAAAAUUGCUAGGAUAGUCCACCACUGUGUCAACGAGUGGGGAGGAACAACGAACAAAAAUAUCGGUGACUCAUUUUUUGUUGUUUGGCUUGUGGACGACGACGAAGAGAGGGAUGCGGCUGAUAAUAAGUCCCUCGCCCGCACGUCGGUGUUAGGAUUCGGCAAGAACUCCCAGAGCGAUACAGCUGCAAAAAAGGUGAAGGACUUAUGCAACAAGUCGCUCUUUGCAUUUCUGAAAGUCCUUGCGGAAUUCGGUCGUGCUUCAGACUUGGCGACGUAUGCAAAACAUCCGAAAAUAAUCCCCCGCUUCGGCGCUGGAUACACUGUACAUCUGAAUCUCGGUCUCCACUGUGGCUGGGCAAUACAAGGAGUCAUCGGCUCGAAGUUCAAAAUCGACGCGUCAUAUUUCUCCCCUCACGUGAAUCUGGCAGCACGCCUACUGAGUGCGACUCGCCACUUCGGAGUGAAUAUUUUGUUCUCUGACGCAUUCCAGUCCAACCUCUGUGCGCAAGCACAGUCUCGGUGUCGGCAAGUCGACUGUGUUGUCCUUAAAGGCACUCACAGUCCAAUUAAAAUAUUCACGUUUGACAAUCUAAGAGAUGCUUUUGAGGGGUCCCAACUUGAUCACCCCAAGUUGGGGAAAUUCCAUCCACCGGAUGAUGCUUUAGAAACAAGCGAAAACGUCGACUGGAUGUUUAUGGUGGAUCAAGACAUUGCGAUGAUGCAGAGAGGAAUAACCGUGGAGUUCCAAGCAAUGUGGAGACAAGCCCUAGAAAACUACUUGCGGGGAGAGUGGAGUAAAGCAGAAGAGUUUGCCAGGAAAUGUCUCAUGGUGAUGCCAGACGAUGGCCCUUCAUUGCAUUUACUCAACUAUUUGAAAAGCUUGGAUGGAGUGCCUCCUGCGGACUGGCAAGGUUACCGAAACCUGCAAAUGAAGUAA